AUGUCUCUAGAGACAGCACAUCUUGUGGAGGCAGAGGAGGUGUGCGUGAUAACGGAGCACGGAGAGGUGUGCGUGAAAACGGAGCCUGGAGAGGUGUGCGUGAAAACGGAGCACGGAGAGGUGUGCGUGAAAACGGAGCCCGGAGAGGUGUGCGUGAAAACGGAGCCUGAAGAGGUGUGCAUGAAAACGGAGCCCGGAGAGGUGUGCGUGAAAACGGAGCCUGAAGAGGUGUGCAUGAAAACGGAGCCCGGAGAGGUGUGCGUGAAAACGGAGCCCGGAGAGGUGUGCGUGAAAACGGAGCCCAGAGAGGUGUGCAUGAAGGAGAAGCGGGAGUCCGAGGACAGCGUGCUGCGCGGAGUGAGCGCGGCGGCCGCGGAGGCUGAACUAUACAUCGACCAUGAGGUCAAGGACGAGCUCGUGCUGGGCCCCGAGGAGUGGCACUGCCCUAAGGUGCUCCCAUUACAAGUGUUUUCGGACGGUUGCGCCGCCCGCGCUAGGGAACAGCUCGCGAUGGGUUGUUCCGUGGUGCUCGAGCGCCUCCGUGACGACGCGACUGUUCACAGUGGAGGCAAACCAUAUGGCUGCGAACACUGUGACGAACAUUUUAUAAAUAAGUCUAUUUUAAGAGAACACAAACAAUAUACUCACUUAUCGUCUGGAUCCAAGAAAUUUAAUUGUGAUUUUUGUAGUUCUAAAUUUCAAACUAAAAUGCUUGUAUUACAGCAUGAAAAAAGUGAACACGGUGCUACAAAUUUCAUGUGUGCUGAAUGUGAGUAUUCAACAAGUUCCAAGAAGAGUUUGCGAAUCCAUAUAAAGAGUCACCAUAUCAAUCUUAACCUUAAUCAAUCACACUUACAAAUACACCAGAUGAUACAUACUGGGGCGAAGCCAUUUCAAUGUAGCUACUGCGACUACAGGUGCAGGCAGAAAGGAAACUUACUAGUACACCAGAUGACACACACCGGGGAGAAGCCUUUUCAGUGUAGUCACUGUGAUUAUAAAUGCAGGCGAAAAUCAAGCAUAAAAAUACACAUGAUGAAACACACUGGGGCCAAGCCAUUUCAAUGUAGCAACUGCGACUACAGGUGCAAGCACAAAGGAAGCUUGUUAGUACACCAGAGGAUACACACUGGGGCGAAGCCAUUUCAAUGUAGCGACUGCGACUACAGGUGCAGGACGAAAGGACACUUGCUAUCACACCAGAGGAUACACACUGGGGCGAAGCCAUUUCAAUGUGUUAACUGCGACUACAGUUGCAGGCAGAAAGGAAGCCUGCUAAGACACCAGAUGACACACACAGGGGUAAAGCCUUUUCAGUGUAGUCACUGCGAUUAUAAAUGCAAUCGAAAAUCAGUCCUAGAAAGACACAUGAUGAUACACACAGGGGAGAAGCCUUUUCGGUGUAGUCACUGCGAUUACAAAUGCUGUGAUAAAUCAAGCCUAGGACGUCACCAGAAGACGCAUGCUGGGACGAAGCCUAACAACGCAGCAAUAGCGAGUACAAGUGCAGCCUGA
Messenger RNA from Cydia amplana, 1515 nucleotides. RefSeq names its product gastrula zinc finger protein XlCGF57.1-like. Gene Ontology annotation, cellular component: nucleoplasm. The record is from RefSeq and is a predicted model, not a curated record. Gene Ontology annotation, molecular function: DNA-binding transcription repressor activity, RNA polymerase II-specific; RNA polymerase II cis-regulatory region sequence-specific DNA binding. Gene Ontology annotation, biological process: regulation of transcription by RNA polymerase II. NCBI's taxonomy places the organism in Eukaryota, Metazoa, Arthropoda, Insecta, Lepidoptera, Tortricidae. Bases 1 to 1515 code for a protein of 504 amino acids. The transcript is spliced from 2 exons.